Molecule: messenger RNA, 1080 nt
Organism: Anisakis simplex (herring worm)
Lineage: Eukaryota; Metazoa; Nematoda; Chromadorea; Rhabditida; Anisakidae
Source: the annotation of a GenBank genome assembly
AUGAUCAAGCGGGGCGGAGCGGGUAAUGGGUCGCAGCGUGGUUCAGACCCACCACCGCCGUUGCAGCCGCAACGAAGUUUGGACGGCGCAGCGUCAAGUGUUGGAACUCCGCCAACUUCGGCCGGAUCGCAGACGACCGCCGGAACGAUGCCCGAAUGGAUGCAAGAUGACGAUAACGGAAGAGAAGAAGAGAGUGGCGCAGGUGGUGCACCAGUGGUGGCGGCAGGUUCCUUUGAUGAGCACGGUCAGUUCCGGGCGGCCACUCGGAAUAUGGCUGCAAAAGGUGGCGGUCAAUCGUCGUCACCUCAGCAGCAGCAGCAGCAGGCUCAAGGUGCACCCAACAUCAUGGAUAGGUCAAAUGUGAUGACGUCAUUGACGUCGACACCACCCCCGCAAAUUCCCACGCAAGUGCAGCAGGUGAUGACAAAUCCGUGGACUACAACGAGCACAUCACUGAGCGAUCAAACUACAGACCAACAGCAUCAAACUACAACCGCGGAUCCGAUCCUUGCCGAACGAUUAGCGCAGAUGCGGGUAGGGCGAUUGCAACAUUCGAUGUCGCAACCAGCUGGUGUGGCUCCUAUGGGCAUGUCGGAACAGCAGGUGUUAUCAGACGAUUGGUAUUAUAUCGAUCCGAAAAACGAUACGCAAGGGCCUUUCCAGUCUGCUCUUAUGGAGGCGUGGUUCAACUCGGGCUAUUUCACGAGCGAUCUGCGGAUCCGACGUGGCACCGAUCCAAACUCGGGAUUCAUAACGUUGGGUGAUUUGCUGCGCAUAAACGGAUCGAUAUCACCGUUCAAGCGGAGUCCGCCAAAUAGCGCUGCAAUAGGUGGUGGUGCUGGGCCGCAGCUUCAUAUCGCGGCACCGCCUCCGCAGGGUCUUGCCACGAACCAGGUUGGAGCGACUACGGUAUCGAUGCCGAUGACACAAGCCAGCGCCUUACAACAGCAACAACAACAACAACAGCAGCAGCACCAAGCAAUGCAGGCGAGCCAGCAGAUGGGUCGGAAUAUAUGGACGGCAGAGGAGUACAGUCCGGUGUCAUUGCUUGAGGCAGCGAAAGUGCAUGAGGAACGGCAG